AUGGGAUGCGCAGCCUCCACCGAUACUAAUCACCAAUACAGCAAUGUGGGACAUGGAAACCAACAUGAUUACAAUGGUCCGCCACCAGACAGUAGAAUGUACAAUCACAAUCAAGUACAACCAACACCUGCACGAGACCCUACCCCACCACCCAAAGACCCCACACCUCCUCCGCGAGAUCCAACACCUCCUCCGCGGGACCCAACUCCUCCGCGAGAUCCAACACCUCCUCCGCGGGACCCAACUCCUCCGCGAGAUCCAACACCUCCUCCGCGGGACCCAACUCCUCCGCGAGAUCCAACACCUCCUCCGCGGGACCCAACUCCUCCGCGAGAUCCAACACCUCCUCCGCGGGACCCAACUCCUCCGCGGGAUCCAACACCUCCCCCACCAUCUCCUCCAAAAGACCCCACCCCACCACCCCGAACCCCCACACCACCACCACCACCACUGCCUCCAUCUGAACCAGAUCACCAAGAGCUUACACCAGUUCCCUACCCAAGUCAUCUUGAUGGUAUGAGUUCACCGGUUCCACCAAAGUUCGGGUCAGAAUAUGUCGAAACGCAUAUGGAAACACACGAAGUUCAUGCUGACUUCCGACAGAGCCCAGAAGACUAUGAUUACGAACAGGUUCCCGUUACGUCCGGGGACAGUUUAUACGAAGACCUUGACUUUCCAUUGGAUGUCGCUCUGCCUAGUCGUUCCGAUGGAAUUGAAUGGAAACGUCCCACGGAAAUUCGAUCACGUCCGACUCUUUUCUCUGACGGAACCACGAGAUACGAUAUCGGACAGGGUUCAAUAGGGACCUGUUGGUUCCUGUCCAUGGUUUCUGUAAUUGCAGAUCGACCUAAACUCAUAAGACAGGUGAUUCCCCGAAAUGCCUACAUGGUCGGCACUCCUGAGUAUAGAGGCAUAUUCCACUGUCGGUUCUGGAGGUACGGAAUUUGGGAUGACGUGUAUAUUGAUGAUUACUUGCCUAUCGUUCAUGGUGACCAAGUAUACGGCGCACAUUCCGCCACGGACGAGAACGAGAUGUGGGUUGCUCUUCUGGAGAAAGCAUUUGCCAGGUCCUAUGGGAGUUACGAAGCGGUGACCGGGGGAUUGACAGCAGACUCAUUCAUCGCCUUGACAGCCGGUGUACCGGAAAUGAUAGAUAUACAAAAGGGGGAGACUUCCGGUGAAGUCCUUUUCAACCGAAUCACUAAUGCUUUGUGUUCGGGAGCUAUGGUAGCAUGUACAGUCCCUGAUAAGUAUGACGACCACAAAGGGCUCGUUGGUGGACAUGCGUACUCGCUUACCGGAACUGCAGUUGGAAACGAUACCCAGUUGAUCCGUGUCCGAAAUCCAUGGGGCAAGCACGAAUGGACAGGAGCCUGGAGUGACGGGAGUUCUGAGUGGUCAUCCGUUCCCGAAGGUGCCGUUCAAAGGGCAAACGUCGACGAUGGCGAGUUCUACAUGUCACUCAAAGAUUUCAUGACUUAUUUCUCUGACGUCACGAUAUGUUGUCUUACGCCAGAUUUCGACAGGGACGGAAGUAGCGAUACUUUGAAGUAUAUCACGUGUUUGUACGGAGACUGGCGCGGGAGCAGCGCUGCCGGUUUUCAGAAUAAGCUGGGGAACCCAAAAUAUCUUAUAGAAGUUACUGAUGACUCUUGUGACGAGACAGGUAAUGUCCCGCUGGUCUUACAGAUCAUACAGAGAACCUACCAGAGAAAGAAGGAUAAAAUCUCUAUCCGCUGUGAUCUGUACAAAGUGAUGUCGAGCCAGGAAAGUAUCUACGUCGUUGACGAACUCGGUAAAAACACCAACUCGUACAAACAGGACCAGCAAGCGUCCUUCCGUUACCACGUCAAACCUGGAAAGUACAUCGUGGUUCCCUCAGCCAUUGAAGAGGGACUAGAGAAGGAAUUCAUGGUCAGGGUAUUUACAUCAGCACCUCUUCAGUGUUUUGAGGACGGAAUGAUAGCGAGGAAUCUGACGGAUGACAACAGUAUUAAGUACAUGGUUUUUGACCGCCCAGACCUACCACAGCUGGAUGUACCCACUGAAACCCGUUGCUGUAAGUGUGUGACAGGAGCGUUCGUAUGUGGCGCGAACGCUGGGGGUCAGGUCUCAAAUGAUACAGUAGGCAACAAUCCCCAAUUUCGUCUAAACAUUAGUGAGAGAGGUCUGGCGCGAAUCCAGCUGAUGCAAGAGGUGAAGGACGAACUUUUACCAUUAGGGAUCCGUAUGUGGAAGGUGGAGGAAGGUGACUACCCACUGACGACCAGCUGGAUAUGGGACAACUACACCGAUGAUGGCAAGCUAGCGCGCAUGACCGACAAUGAUGAUGGCAAGUUUGUGGUGGCCAAGAAUGUGUCAGCUGAUUACGUCCUUGACCCUGGGACGUAUGUCGUUCUUAUUCAUCUUGACAAUCAAUCGCAGGAGACGAAAUUUGCGUUAAUGGUGGAGUCAUUUCAGGAGAUUGGACUUGAGUACGGGGACCCAUGUGAAUUAGCCGAGGCAAAGAAAAGACUCAAAAUAUGCAAAUGCUACCACAUUGGAAUUAUUUCUUCUGAUAUACAGACUACCAAGAACACGGAUUUGUUACCAUAG
This is a messenger RNA of Ylistrum balloti, 2595 nucleotides long. Its product is annotated as calpain-1 catalytic subunit-like. Lineage: Eukaryota; Metazoa; Mollusca; Bivalvia; Pectinida; Pectinidae. Bases 1 to 2595 code for a protein of 864 amino acids. The transcript has 16 exons. Gene Ontology annotation, molecular function: calcium-dependent cysteine-type endopeptidase activity. Gene Ontology annotation, cellular component: cytoplasm. Gene Ontology annotation, biological process: proteolysis. The record is from RefSeq and is a predicted model, not a curated record.